AUGUCCGAAGACAGCGCCGACCUGGUCUCGUCGCCCUCGUCGCUCCACUCGGCCUAUCCCUUCCCUUCGUCCUACCAGAGACGCCCUUCACGCCGCCUGUCCAAUGACAGCACUCUGUCCAUCAAUUCAAUAGGUGGUGCUCUAGAUAUCAAUCCCACCAGACCCGACAAUUCUCUGAGGGAAGCUGGCCAGAAUGCCAUCUCAACCCUGCUGCAACCCCCAAUAGUUCGCACUGGCCUCCUGACUCCAGCUGCAUCCGCUUCCUCGACUUAUCGUGCCCCGACCACACGCGACAUCCCUCCCGUCACUCUGACAAACAUACCCAAGGUUGAUACCUCUACCUUUAAGGAAUACAUCUCUCGUGUCGGGCCACUGUUCGACAAUCUCUCACGUCUUCGUCGCGACACUCAAUCCAAGCCCCAGAAUGAUGCCCCAACCAGCCCUGUCCUCAGUCGCCAUAACUCUGCCAGCUCGCUUCUCUCGCCCACCGACUCCCCUCAGCCGCGACGCCGAUCUAGUGCUUAUGCUCGCCGUAGGUUGAACGAGCCCACCCCCUUGUCCACCAUUCCAAAUGUCUAUUUCGACGAGAACUUCCAACUCGAGAAUCCAAGGACCUUCGAUGUUGUCAGCGAGCGCGCCGAGAUCGCUCCUGGUACCGCAAAACAGGAACAGUCCGCUAAUGCCAGCAAUGCCAUCUUACAAGAGAAACUGUCAUGGUACAUGGAUACCGUAGAGGUGCACCUGAUCCAAUCAAUCUCUUCCGCCUCGACCUCCUUCUUUGCCGCUCUAGGCUCAUUGCGCGACCUCGAGCAAGAAGCCUCCGACUCUGUCACCCGGAUCCAGAAAUUGAGGGCAGAUUUAGCAAAGCUGGAUCAAGACAUGGCAAUGGGUGGUCUAGAGGUCGCCAACCUGCGAAGAAGAUACCAAAACAUGCAAAAGCUCGCCAAUGCUGUGGAUCAGGUAGCCCGUGUAGUACAAGAUGCGAAGAAUUGUGAAGAAUUGGUCGAGAAAGGAGAGUAUGAUGCUGCUGCCAGCGCAAUGUCACGCCUCGAUCGCUUGAUCGCCGGACAACCCGAGCCGUCAUCAGAACCAUCGACAACAGAUUUACACGAUUUGCGCCCUCUGCACGCCCUUCAGGGUCUGUCUGAUUCCAUGAAUCAGCUGCGCUUCCGCAUCGGCAGAGGCUUCGAGUCCCGUUUUCUCGAGACUAUGUUAUCCGAUCUACGGAGGCACAUCGACAACGUACCGCCCAAGGAUACCAUGCGUCGCUGGGCGAGUACAUCAAUGCGCUUGCGAGGUCUGCAGACUGGUCCAACAGCUUAUAUGGAGAUCGACGAUCAAUUCCGGAAAGACUUGCUCGCUUCAUUACAUGGUCUGAGUAACUCAAGUCAAACUGCGCAGGCGACAGCCGAUUUCAGAGACGCUAUCAUGAGGGAGAUGAAACACCUAAUACGCAAACAUCUGCCUAGCUCUAAUGAUGAUGACAACGAGUCUGUCACAUCGGUCGCCACCCGUACCAGCAAGGCUGCGAGCCAACAGGAGAAGUCUAUCAUUCUGGCUAGAAACUUGCGUGCCAUGGAUGAGGAGUCUGCCGAAGACAUGGUUGUCAAUAUCUACACUGACAUCAGUGAAGCUUUGCGACGUCUGAGCAUACAGAUUAAGGUAUUGCUCGAUGUCACCAGUACCAUGGAUGCUCCAGAUUCGUUGAAGUCACCUUUGAGCCCAGAUAUAAGGUCAACCGACCGAUCUAGAAGCCCAGCGCCUAGGGUAAGCGGAAUGCAAGAAGAGUUGAGCCAGGCACUAGACAUGUCAAGCCUAUUAGGUCAAGCAGUGGACGUAGCGCACACUCAAAUCACACGAAUCCUCAAGGUGCGCACAGAGCAGGUGAACCACUUACCGCUAGAACGUUUCCUCCGCUACUUCACCAUCAAUCGCCUGUUCGCCGACGAAUGCGAGGCCAUCUCUGGUCGCUCAGGUACUCAGCUCAAGGCUCUAGUCAAUACACAAAUCAACACUUUUGUGCGAGCCUUUGGUGACGCUGAAAAUCAGCGAAUUGCUCAGACACUGGAUUCUGAUCAGUGGGAAGCUAAGGACUUCAAGGAGGUAGACCAGGUAUUGCUCUCCCGCAUACUCGAAGGCAUGUCCUCGGAUCCAGCCGUCUGGCUACAGGGCACGCGCGUUUGGGAAGAUCCAUCACAACCUGAAGCGACUAAUGGAACCUCUUCAUCAAAUGGCGAGGGCAGUGAUGCGAAGUCUACUAAUCGACCAGCGUACAUUGAUGAGACACGAUACAUCCUGGUUUCAUCUGCCAUCUCCCUGCUUCGACCUAUCGAUGACUUCCUUGCCCUGAUAACCAGCAUACCCUCGAUAACUUCUGCCGCUGUGCCAGCCUUGAUCGAUGUCCUCCGAACCUUCAACUCGCGUACAUCACAGCUCAUCCUCGGCGCUGGCGCCACAAGGAUUGCUGGUCUAAAAAAUAUCACUACUAAACAUCUCGCCCUCGCCUCGCAAGCGCUCAGCUUCGUUAUUGCUAUGUCGCCUUACCUCCGCGAAGCAGUCCGCCGACACGCAAGCGCAGCCAACAAAGCCGAAGUGCUCGGUGAAUUCGACAAGCUCAAGCGACUGUAUCAAGAUCAUCAAAUGGCCAUUCAUGACAAGCUUGUCGAGAUCAUGACAGCAAGAGCAACAUCACAUGUCAACUCAAUGAAGAAGCUUGACUUCGAUGCCGAAGCGAAGAAGAAUGCAGAUGGCACGAGUGCAUACAUGGAGACUUUGACAAAAGAAACGGGCACCUUGCACCGUGUGCUGAGCAGACAUCUAGCAGAAAUGGAUGUAACGAUCAUUCUGAGCCAGAUAUUCGCCAGCUACAAGGAGCAAUGGCUCAAGGCUUUCCAAGGAGUAGAGAUCAAGACGCCGGCUGGCAAGCAGAGGCUCCUCAAAGAUGCACAGCUAUUUGAUUCGAAGCUGGGCAAGAUUGACGGAUUUGGCGACAUGGGCAAGACGCUCAUGAACGCUGUCGAAGCGAAGACGGUCGUCCAGGAGAAACAAGACCUGCCACCGCCUCCACUACCUCAAACCAAAGAGGUCACAAACGAGAAACCAUUACCUUCAGCACCCAUAACUGCAGACAAGGAGAAGAAGGAUAGUGAGGAAACUGAAAAGGCACCAUCCGUCGAACAGGAGAAGGAGACGAAAAGUUAA
Messenger RNA from Aureobasidium melanogenum CBS 110374, 3201 nucleotides. Its product is annotated as GARP complex component. NCBI's taxonomy places the organism in Eukaryota, Fungi, Ascomycota, Dothideomycetes, Dothideales, Saccotheciaceae. The record is from RefSeq and is a predicted model, not a curated record. The transcript is spliced from 3 exons. Bases 1 to 3201 code for a protein of 1066 amino acids. Gene Ontology annotation, molecular function: syntaxin binding. Gene Ontology annotation, cellular component: GARP complex. Gene Ontology annotation, biological process: Golgi to vacuole transport; retrograde transport, endosome to Golgi.